CCCAGCGCCCCGACCGGUGGGAGGCCGGCGGCCACACAGCUCCUCCCCGUCCCUCCUACCGCGACGCCGGGGCAGGCCAGGGUCGGGGCUACCAGAUCGCCCGGCGCUGAACGUGCGCAAAGCCGGAGCGCAGCCCCCCGCCCCGGCGCCCCGCGGCCACGGUGACGCGGUGACUGCGGGCGACAGAGCCCGCCGUGCUGGCAGCGAGCAGGCAGCAGGCGGGAUCGUACAGCCUUGUCCCGGUUCCCGCAGGCAGUUCACCGCGGCGUCCGGAAGGUUAAGCUGAAACGGCAGCUCAGCUUCGGAGAUGUUACCGUCCAAAUUGCAUGCGCUUUUCUGCCUCUGCACCUGCCUUGCGCUGGUUUAUCCUUUUGACUGGCAAGACCUGAAUCCAGUUGCCCAUAUUAAAUCAGAAGCAUGGGUCAGUAAGAUGCAAGCUCUGAUGGCUGCUGUAAGCAUUGGUCAAACUAAAAUCCCAAGAGGAAAUGGAUCUUAUUCCGUCGGUUGUACAGACUUGAUGUUUAAUUACACUAAUAAGGGCACCUUCUUGCGUUUGUAUUAUCCAUCUCAAGAUGAUGGUCACUCUGACACCCUUUGGAUCCCAAACAAAGAAUAUUUUUUGGGUCUUAGUAAAUUUCUUGGAACACACUGGCUUGUGGGCAAAAUUAUGAACUUACUCUUUGGUUCAAUAACAAUUCCUGCAGCCUGGAAUGCACCUCUGAGGACUGGGGAAAAAUACCCACUAAUUAUUUUUUCUCAUGGUCUUGGAGCAUUCAGGAUGAUUUAUUCUGCUAUUGGCAUUGAUCUGGCAUCCCACGGGUUUAUAGUUGCUGCUAUAGAACACAGAGAUGGGUCUGCAUCCUCGACGUACUAUUUCAAGGACCAGUCUGCUGUAGAAACAGGCAGCAAGUCUUGGCUCUAUCUCAGAACCCUAAAGCGAGGGGAGGAGGAGUUUCCUUUACGAAAUGAGCAGGUACGGCAACGAGCGAAGGAGUGUUCUCAAGCUCUCAGUUUGAUUCUGGACAUUGAUCAUGGGAGGCCAGUGACGAAUGUAUUAGAUUUAGAGUUUGAUGUGGAACAGCUGAAGGACUCUAUUGAUAGGGAUAAAAUAGCAGUUAUUGGACAUUCUUUUGGUGGAGCCACAGUUAUUCAGACUCUCAGUGAAGACCAGAGAUUCAGGUGUGGCAUCGCUCUGGAUGCAUGGAUGCUUCCCAUGGGUGAUGAAGUAUAUUCCAGAAUUCCUCAACCCGUCUUUUUUAUCAACUCGGAACGAUUCCAAUAUCCUUCUAAUAUCAUAGGAAUGAAAAAAUGCUUCUUACCUGAUAGAGAACGAAAAAUGAUUACAAUCAAGGGUGCAGUCCAUCAGAAUUUUGUUGACUUCACUUUUGUCACUAGCAAAAUGAUUGGCUACCUAUUCACGCUGAAAGGACACGUCGAUUCCAAUGUAGCCAUCAGCCUUAGCAACAAAGCUUCCCUAGCGUUCUUACAAAAACAUCUAGGACUUCAGAAAGACUUUGAUCAGUGGGAUUCUUUAGUUGAAGGCGAGGAUGACAAUCUUAUUCCGGGGACCAACAUUGACACAACCAACCACGAAGCCACUCUGCAGAACUCCACAGGAAUACAGAGACCAAAUUUAGAUUAAAAGAGCUUUCUAAAAAGUUUUGUUUACAAACUUGUCUAAAAGUAUGUAUGUGUGUGUGUGUGAUUUUAAUGUAUUUUCUCAAAUAGCUCAUAUUAAAAAAUAUAGGCUAUACCAUA
This is a messenger RNA of Dama dama (fallow deer), 1758 nucleotides long. RefSeq names its product phospholipase A2 group VII (gene PLA2G7). Lineage: Eukaryota; Metazoa; Chordata; Mammalia; Artiodactyla; Cervidae. The transcript has 12 exons. Gene Ontology annotation, molecular function: 1-alkyl-2-acetylglycerophosphocholine esterase activity. The record is from RefSeq and is a predicted model, not a curated record. The coding region runs from base 308 to 1642 and encodes 444 amino acids.